AUGUGCCUAGAAACAGGAUUUUUUUCCUUUUUUUACAGUAAGAGAUCUGUCAAUGUGGUAGUAUUCGGUCAGUGUGCCAAUGAAAUAUUUAGAGCCAAAGGGGAAGACUUACAACCACCUAUUGUUGUGCUCCUUCGUUUUGCAAGAAUCAACAGGGGAAAAGGUUUCGGACAUUUAACUAAUCAGUUUGAGGGGACCAAGGUAGUUUUCAAUCCUGACCUCCCUGAGACCAAGAAACUACUUGAUAGUCUUGAAGAUAAUCCAGUUGCAAGUCAAAGUUUAUCCCAGGUAUCAAGCUGUGUCAUUGCAACUGCUACAAAUGAGUCACUCUUAAGUUUCCCUUGCAGGAUUAAUAUAGCUCAGAUAAUGAACUUCACUGAGCCAUGUGAGGUUGUCACUAAGUUGGUCAUUAAGAAGCUUGAAACAGCAUAUGGUUGGAAUUACGAUGGAUGUCCAUGUGAUAAAAAACCAUUCUAUGUCAAUGGGAAACUUAAGUGUAGCGCAUGCAACACAGAAGUCAAGAUGACUGAACCCAAGUUCAAAGUUCAUUACAAAGCAAGGGAUUCCAUUGGUAAAUGUUCAAUCAUUUUUUUCAAUCGCUUAGCUUCUCAGUUAUUGAACUGUGUUGCUGCCGACCUCAAGGAUCAAAUGAUUAAGAUGGGCAAGCCUAUGGGAUUUCCUGAAGAGCUGUCCGAUUGCAUAGGGAAGGAAGUCCUGGUCAAACUACUUCUUUAG
Messenger RNA from Neltuma alba, 735 nucleotides. RefSeq lists its product as uncharacterized. The coding region runs from base 1 to 735 and encodes 244 amino acids. The record is from RefSeq and is a predicted model, not a curated record. The transcript is spliced from 6 exons. NCBI's taxonomy places the organism in Eukaryota, Viridiplantae, Streptophyta, Magnoliopsida, Fabales, Fabaceae.